AGCGUAUAUGGAUGCGUCCUAAUUUCCUGCAGUACCAGAGAUAGACGCUUCUGUGAAUCAUUUCAGCUGUUACGCCGGUUUUGAUCACUCCCAGUUGUAGUCACAACAAUACAACAAUGAGCACCUCUCUUCUUGAUAUGGUAGUGCACUACCAGAGGAAAGUUGAGAGAAGCAAUGAUGAAGAAAAGAUCCUGCACUGCUUCAGCAAGCUGCAGAAGCUGCCGAUCACGGUGGAGGUUCUCUCCCAGACCGGCGUCGGGAAAACAGUGAACGCCUUCCGCCGCGACCCCGGGCCUGUCGGCGAGACCUCCCGCAAACUCGUCGCCAAGUGGAAAGACAUCUUCGAGGAGAACGAAAAGCGCCUGAAGCGGCUCAAGGCUGAGAAAGAGGCGGCAGCACGGGCAGAGCGCGAGCGGAGCCGCGCGGGGGAGAGGGGGCACGAUAAAGAGCGACACCGAAACAGGGACCGGGAGCGGAGCCGAGAGCGGAGCCGGGAACGGAGUGAGGAGCGCGGCCGGGAGCACAGCGAGGAGCGCGGCCGGGAGCACAGCGCCGAGAGGAGCGCCUCCCCGGCCGACAGCGAGGCCAGCGACAGGAUGGAGGUGGAUGAGGCCCGCGCUCUGGAGGAGCAGGCGAGAGCGGACGCAGAGGCGGAGGCAGCGGCAGAGGCGGCCCGACAGGCGGAGGCCGAGAGGCGGGCUAAAGACGAGGAGAAGCGCCGGAGACGGGAAGAGCGAGCCAGGCGUGAGGCGGAGAAGAAUGGUGUGGUGGUAAAGGAGGAACACAAAUCACACAGUAGCCGAGACAAACACUCCAGCAGUGACAAACACAGAAAGGAGAGCAAACACCGAAAACACGAGCCUCCGUUAGAGAACGGGCAUUCAGAGCCGCUGUUUGCAGUGGUGAAAGAGGAGAAAUCCGACCACAGGCACAACGGCAGAUCAGAGGGCGAGAAAAGUCACCACAGCAGUCAUCACCACCGCUCAAAACACGGCUCGUCGAGUGGACAUUCGUCAGGAGACAAGCAUGCGUCGCCUGACGAACAGUACACGCCUAGCGAGAAGCAUCACUCGUCGUCCGAGAAGCGUUCUUCGAGUGAGAAACACUCAUCCAAAGACAAAUCACGUGGUGAUGAGGCGUCCUCAUCAAAAUCACAUCACAAAUCUCGCUCCAACGGCGCGCUUGAAGCCAGUCACAGUUCUUCAUCAUCGAAAAAGUCUUCACACGCCGACAGCGAGACGGAUGCUUCGCGAGAGGCGCGGCGAAGCAAGCACAAGUCGAAGCGAGACAAACACGAGAAGCGCAGCAGCAAGUCGGAGAAGAAGGAGGAUAAGAAGCCGGUGAAACUCCGCGAGGUGGACUUCUUGUGUCAGCCCGGAGGAAACGACAGCGAUGCAGAUCAGGGAGGAUCGUUCGCUGACGCGCUAGGAGGCUCAGACGCAACACCAAAGAAGAAGAAAAAGAAAUCCAAGUCGUCUUUGUCCUCACAUGCCGCUUCAUCUUCUUCUGCUGCCUCUGCAGUACCUACAUAUAUUCCCACGCGCGUGGCCGACCUGCCGCGGCCGCCGCCACCGCCGCCGGCCAUGGAGGUCCUGGACGCGCUGCCGGAAAUCUCGGCCACCUACCGUCCGCUGCCGCGGCCCGCCGCCCCCGCCGCCGCCCCCGCCCGACCGGCCGCCAAACGGGCGCUGGACGAGGAUGAGGCGCUCAAGGCGGUGCUGGCCGGCAAAAACAAACGGACGAAGGUGUACUCGGGCGCGCGAUCCACCGGCCUGUCUCGUGUGCCGACACUGUUGGAUAUCUGCCUGCGGUGUCUCAUGGAAAACAUCGACAACGUGGAGCAGACUGGCGGCGUUCCGUACGAGAUUCUGCGCACGGUACUGGAGAAAUGCACAGCCAACCAGCUGAGCACCAUCGAGUACUACAACCCCUACCUGCUGGAGGACACGGACGUGCUCUGGGAGGCGCUGGUCAAGAAGGAGUUCAAGUGCGAGAGACGAGAGGAAAUGGAGACCUGGAGGGAGAUGUAUGCGCGCUGUUCGGAGGAGCGUGAGCAAAAGUACAACAAGCUGCGCUCGAUGAUCGAGGGAAAGCGGAAGGAGUCGCUGGCCAGCAGCAGGAAGACCAAGGUGGCCUACGAGCACACGGUGGCCAAGCCGCCCAGGAACAUCGCUAGGAAACAGGCCAAGCACGGCACCGCAGUGGCAGCCUCGAUGCCGGCCCCGACCGUGCUGGCGGGGGGUGGCAGCCGUCCGCCGCGGCCGGCGCCCGGUACCGACCCCACCAGUCGACCGGCGGCUCCCAACCGGGCCGCCGCGCCGCCCAAGAAGAAGGCGCCGCUGAUGGCCAAAGUCCUCCGCGCCAUGGGCCGCAGGUGAGACGCCUCCUCUCAUUGGUCGCCCGUUUGAAACACGCCCUCCUAUUGGCCGUGACACCCCGGCCGCGGCUGUGAUUGGCUGGACGACGUAGCGCCCCCGCCUCCCAUUGGCCGGCCGUCGGGGAGCGCGCUGUCAUUGGUGAGUCGCCGCCUGCCGUGUGUGACGUCACCUCCGUGUGGUGUGACGUCACCGCUCGUGCUCUGCUCGGCGCAGCGCUUUCGUCCAGAAGAUUCCGGCGGGCUGACGGAGCCUGCUGUCUGCAAUAUAUCAGUUAAAGCGUGUUCUGCACUGGGGAGCCUUCGCUCGGGCGGUGUAUGAAUCGUUUCGCGGCUGUCUGCAAUCUUCUGCGAUUGGUUGUCUGUGAUGAUGGGUGUUCCAGGGUGUUUUCGAGAAUACUGGCACUGUUCUGCCCGUGAAGGGAAUGUUGUGGUUCCCUCUCGCGCGGUGGCAGCACUGGUCGCGUGAGAAAAGCGGGAAUACCUGGGUAGAUGCGGUCGCAAGUGUGUUGCGGUGGGUUUAGGUCUGUUCCCUGGGUCUCCUAGACUGUCCCGGACUCCGAAUAAGCGGUCUGGGCUGGUAUGGUUUGAGCUCCUAUAUUUGAUCUGUCUGCGUGUUUGUUCCAUUAAUAUGGUAUCUUGUUGGGUCAGAUACGGUCUGCUAACUCUGUUCAAGUCUAAUCAUACUUAUUUGGUGCUGGGGCUCCGCAAAUUCAAGUUCGUUGUCUUGUUCUCUCGCUAUCGCUCCCGAUCCCUAUCUUGUUGGACGUGGCUUGUGCUGAUUUGUUUUGUUGUGAUUGGAUCAUUUUUAUGUUUUUAUUAAUGUUUUAUGCUUUGAUUUUGGUUGGAUUCCGAUUUGGUUAUGGUUUGUUCUUGCCUUGAUAUUUGCUAGUUCUUGAUUAACUUCUGCUUUGAUCCAGGUUGGAUCCCGCUCCGGUAUUAGUUUAAUCGUGGUUUGAUCAUGAUAUCAUCCUUUGUUAAUCCUGGCUAGAUCCCCGUUUCACAUCUCUCGAUUCUAAUCGACUCUGCCGGGAAGACCUGGUGUAACACAACUCUCACGUCCAGUUGGGAUCAGAACUUUCGAUCACCUUUUUCUAACGAUAUCUGCCUGUUACUUACUGGCAGGGAAGUGGUUCCUUUCCCUCGCGACAAUGCUAGGCUAGCCACCGCCUAAUUGUCGCUCACUUACCAACCGAGCCUGGUCGAAGAAUGUUAGUCCGUUUUAGGACUCGUAUAGGAACCGGGGAGCGUUCGUCCGAGAUUGGUUCGUUCUAAUUAGUCCGUUCUAAUUAGUUUGUUCUGAUUGGUUCGUUCUAAUUGAUCCCCGUCAAUCGACUUUCGUUCCCCGUCAAGCUGUAUGGUCUGACCCGAACAUUUCAGUAUGUUCGGGUGCGUUGUUUGCCUAUAUUAUGUCAGUGUGUUUCAGAGUGUUGUGCAAUGCGAUUUCCCAACUAUACUGGCUGGCUAGGGCAGUAACUCCAACACAGCCGAGGAGUGAAUGCUGCCCAACCAGGCUAUCCCCAUGAAAUAAACUUAAUAUCGCUAGAAUAUCGCGGUAAUUACGUCGCCAAAGCUGCGCGGAGAUGAACUAUCGAGAAAUAUGUACACCUAUAUCGUCACACUGCAUUCAUGUCGCACGAUUCCCAAUGAAAUGUUGUGUGCAUGUGUUUGUUUGCUUUGUUGGUGUGGGACUACUUAUUUUGAGCUCAUGAUGUGCCGGGUGACUUGCUGCGUGUUGGCAUAAUGGCCCGUUCAUGGGGUUAUAACAGCAUUGUCUGCGUUAUCGGCGCAGAGGGUAAUGUAUUUUAUCGGGCAGAGCUGCGAUUGGCGGAUAUGAGCACCAAACUGGCGCUGAUUGGUCGCUCGGGUCAUCGCUGUCGCCUGAUUGGCUGACAGUUUCCGCGGCGCUCUCUGAUUGGCUGUUGGCGCGGCCCAUCGGUCGGUGAUUGGUCGCCACGCGUGAGAAGCCUUUGUGAUUGGAUGUUUGCUGUUGCGGUGUUGUUGGACUAUGAUCUGGCGAAGUGUAGUGAGAUGUGGUGACCUGGGGUCGCUAGGUCGCUGGGUGGGUCGCCAGCUGUUUCCAUCCGGGGUGACCUCCAAGGGUCGCGCGCCAGGGCUGUGUGGAGGCCACGACGCACCCCCGAUGAUGCUAUUUUGUGAAAUGGUUGUAAUACAAAAGCAACCAUC
This is a messenger RNA of Amphibalanus amphitrite, 4561 nucleotides long. RefSeq names its product transcription elongation factor B polypeptide 3-like. The record is from RefSeq and is a predicted model, not a curated record. Gene Ontology annotation, cellular component: nucleus; elongin complex. The transcript is spliced from 10 exons. Lineage: Eukaryota; Metazoa; Arthropoda; Thecostraca; Balanomorpha; Balanidae. The coding region runs from base 117 to 2378 and encodes 753 amino acids. Gene Ontology annotation, biological process: transcription elongation by RNA polymerase II.